AGCAUACUGUACACAGAACUAGCCCACGUUGCGGACAGUGGCUUUCGUGGCGCCGCCGUAAUGCCGCUGUGAAUGGCUUGUUCCUGUUUCAGCUAAGGCAAACCAGGAGUGUUGGUAUAGAUGCCUAGGUCCUAUGCUCAAUCACUCUGUACUCCCGUCUAUUUGUUGGAGCACACAUUCAUCGAUCUACCUCAAACUCGAGCAGCACUACCAUCAUGGGUCAAACAGCACUAAAUGCUGAGCCGUUGGCCACCCCCCUCCAGAUGUUGGGAAAUGUGCAAUUUGAUCCCUCAAGCCCCCCAAAGGUUAAAUGUCCAUUCUGCCGCCAGGUCACCACGGUUGAACGGGAGGAAGUCCGUAAAGGCACCGAGCUAUGGAGGAACCUAUGCUGUAUAUUGUCAGCUCCUUUCUGCUUCUGCAGUUAUGUGUACUGCUGGGACUAUGUUGACUUCUUCUGUGCUGACUGCCAUUCCAAGGUGGCGUGCCAGGAGUCUGAGAGAACGGGAUCCGGCCUAGUGGUCUACGGACCUGGAGGUCAGACUCAGAUGUAUCACUGGAGCACCACAGCUUAG
Molecule: messenger RNA, 572 nt
Organism: Podospora pseudopauciseta
Lineage: Eukaryota; Fungi; Ascomycota; Sordariomycetes; Sordariales; Podosporaceae
Exons: 2
Coding region: 216-572 (118 amino acids)
Source: RefSeq, a predicted model, not a curated record